AUGUCAAGACCCAAUAUAUCCUACCCUACUCCUAUACCUGGUCCUUCCACUUCCACACCAUCAUCGACCUCGUCAUCCUACGACGCAAACGCAAGACCGAAUAUGGGUUUGGAUCCUAGUCCUAUAGGUAGAGAAGCUGGUGGGAAUGGACAUGGCCAGGGUGGUGGUUCCAGUCAACCCCCUAGGAGGUCGAGUGGAUCGAGUAGAUCAGCCGGCCAGUACACUUCUGCUCUAGAUUCCUCCAUCACUAGAUUACUGGUCACUACAAAGCAGCUAUUGCAAGGGUUAGAACAAUGGUCGCAAGCUCUGAUAUCAGAGACUGAUGUCAGCGAUAUCUAUGUGAGAUUAGGGAAUGGUUUUGAGGUUUGUAUACAGGCAUUCCACAGAGCAGGAAUACCAACUCACGAACUCGACGCAAUACCCCAAGAUUUACGAGCAUGUUUAGAGCAAUGUCUAUCUUACGACCAGAAUCACGAAACGUUAGAAGUGUACCUCCCUGAGAUCCGUCAGAUCAUAUAUAACCUGCUUCAUGGAUUGAAGCAGAAACAAGCGGCGUACAAGAGGUUGAUACAAGAUCGACAGAGGAAUGAUCCAUCUCCGGCAGUAGUCAUGCCCACGGCUCAGCCGACUGGAACUGCUCCAUCAGCUGGAUAUCAACAACGAAAACCGUCGAAAGGAGAGGUAAUCCCAAUUCCGCCACCCGAGACUGAUCAUAGGAUGACGCACAAAUCAGGUGGAUCAACCAGCUCGACCAGUCCAGCUUCUCAACAUUCAAAUUUACCUGGUACCAAAGUACCUUCAUCAUCAGCUCUAGCGGAAAGAGGGAAUAAUCGGACUGGUCUGCCUAGUAGACCCGCACCUCCAGAUGCCUUUCGUCCACCACGUAUGAGGGCUCCCGAGCAGACUCAUCAACAUAAACGAUCAGCUUCAUCCGUUCCCAUGCAACAAGAACGGGUAAGACACCAACUUAUUGACAAUCCUGUACCAGCUGCACCUUCACCUCCACCGACUAUUCAAGUCCAUAAUUUACCAUCGAGCAAACCCCCUCCCAGACCAGAUAGAUUCAGCAGAGAUAGUUAUAGCUCUCAGAGGCCGGUUUCGAGGUUCUCGGCGGAUUCGGAUAUCACCAAUGGAUCUCCCAUCAGAUCACCUCCAAUUGGAAGUCCAGCAAAACAGCAUGAACAAUUGCCUCAAAAUACAACUGAGGAGUCCUCGAACCAGCAACAUCCCAUCCCACCCUCUUUACCCGUUCUCAACCUUCCAGCAGGCCUCGAUCUGCCUGACGAGCCUCAACAUCCGGCUCCUACACCUCCGGCCCCAGUUUCCGGUCAGUCCAUGGAUGGAUUACCGGAUGUACCUCCAGAAACGCGAGCGACUCUCGCUGCUUUGCAGAGAUCUGAUGCGUUAGAGAGAAGAGCGUCAAAGCGAUUCUCGAGCUAUACAUUCAACAAGAUGUUACCUGGUUCUCCAGGGAAGAAGUCAGGUAUCGGUAGUCCCCAGAGACCUACAAGGAGGGCAGAUCGACCACCACCCAUGCCAGCUUUGCCUGAAUCGCUUACCAAUGCUGCUCUAAGCAAAGCUGUAUCUGCUGACGCAGAUCCACUCAUCUCGCCGACUUCCACUGCACAUUUACAAGCUAAUGGCGAGUUGGGCAGACCCACCACGCCCACUGGUGAUAUACUGUCAGAUGAUCAAUCUGAUCGAUCAGUCCGAGUGGUCAAGACUCCCGAUCCGGAUGAUAUAGGUCAAAAUGCUACUCCCAGACCUCGUUCAUCAGUUUCUGCUCCAACGAGCGUAUCGGUUUUCCUACAGAUUGGUAGACAGGUGAAGAAAGCCACGGUGGAUUUACCUGUCAGUAUGUCCAAUCUGAGAUUACUCUUCAUGGAGAGAUUCGAAUAUGAUCCGGGGAUGGAGGAUUUUCCGGAUGUGUAUAUAAGGGACAAUAGGACGGGAGUACAAUUUGAAUUGGAGGAUAUGGAAGAACUGAAAGAUGGUUGUGUGCUGAACUUGAACAUCGAGCCCCUUGAUCAAGUGAAACAGCAUUUCGAUACUACCUUCGCGAGUCUGAUGCAGGAAAUAAAAGAUAUGAAGAAGACUAUCGAUUCUACCCGACGACACUCUAUGACACCUUCGCCCUCCUUACUUGCUGUAUCGCCAUCUGCUCAAAUGUCUCGUCCAUCCACCAUGGUCCGUCGACCAUCUUCAGAAAGCAUAGCUCCUUCUUCAUCCACUACCGCCGUUCCCACCGGUCCGCGUCCGGGAUCGCCCUCACCUCGAAGCGGUCUUGUCAACCUCACCCCAGAGAAAGAAGCUGAAUUGCAAAAACAGCAUGACGAGCUACAAUCCCUUCGAAGAGACCUAGCGGUCAUGCGUCAACUUCACGUUGAUUUCCUAAAUGAGACGAAAGAAUCAUUUGGGAAAUUACGAACUCAAAAUUCAGCUAUGAGGGAUGUAGUCAAAACCAAGAUGGGAGGUAAUAGGGCUUUGUUAGAUAAUUCAAAGACGAAACUUGAAUCACAAUGUCAAGAUACGAUCCAAUCCGUCGAGGAUGUUUCUGAUCUCAUUGAUAAAGCCAGAGAAGAUGCUUCCAAGAGAUACGUCACUCCGUCAAAAUCACAGAUGAACACUAUACAAAAUGAUUUGGAAAAAGCUAAGAAAUUAGUCGGUCAGUUAAGUUCGGAUGUUCAAUUGGCUGAUCCUAUGUGGAGAGCAACUUGGCAAAUUGAAUUACAUCGAGUGAUGGAAGAACAAAAAUUGUUAAGUUAUCAAAUUAAAUUAUGUACGGAUCUAAAGAAGGAUUUAGAUGAUGUUGAAGUUAUAUUUGGUAAUGUGAAGGAUUUUGUCACUCAAAGAACAAUAAACGGAGGAAGGGUAGCAUCGUCUGGUAAAGCUUUUGUGAAACCUGACUCGACCGAAGGAGAAAAUACCGAGGGGGGAAUCGGUAAUUUGUUAAUGGAAAUCCGAACUAAAGAAGGUGAUCCGAAUUCAAGAUUAAAAGCUAUUGAACAACAGCAAAGACAACGUGAGAAGGAGAAGAUGAAUAAGAUUGAUGAGUUUGAAGAAGAGUUGAAAUUGGGAAGUAAGAAGUUGAAGAAAACGGGUGGAACGGAAGAAGCUGAGAGGAUAAGACAGAGAAAAAAUGAAAAUACCUUGAGGAAGAUGAUUAAUGGAGAAGUACUCAGUCCACAAAAUACUGGAACGACUAUUGCUAGAGCGUUAAGUCCACAGUUGACCGGAAAUACACCGAAGAUACUUAGUCCGCAAUUGACUGGACCUACCGGACAACAACAACAGCAACAGAGAGCGAUCACUCCCCAACGAACUGGGACGGGAGAUAGUGCAAGUAAGAAGUUAAGUCCGCAGAUGACGGGUGGGAGUAUCAGCCAGGUACUUAGUCCGAACUUGACUGGUGGGAGUGAUAGUAGGAGCAGAAGGGGGAGUGGUCAUGCGAGUGUGGAAGGUGAGCAAAAGUAA
Molecule: messenger RNA, 3474 nt
Organism: Kwoniella botswanensis
Lineage: Eukaryota; Fungi; Basidiomycota; Tremellomycetes; Tremellales; Cryptococcaceae
Exons: 5
Coding region: 1-3474 (1157 amino acids)
Biological process (GO): establishment of cell polarity
Cellular component (GO): cell tip; cytoplasm
Molecular function (GO): cytoskeletal regulatory protein binding
Source: RefSeq, a predicted model, not a curated record